Molecule: messenger RNA, 3740 nt
Organism: Drosophila willistoni
Lineage: Eukaryota; Metazoa; Arthropoda; Insecta; Diptera; Drosophilidae
Gene: goe
Product: protein gone early
Exons: 11
Coding region: 324-3053 (909 amino acids)
Biological process (GO): protein processing
Cellular component (GO): plasma membrane
Molecular function (GO): metalloendopeptidase activity
Source: RefSeq, a predicted model, not a curated record
UUUUGUUGUUGCGUUUCAAUGUGCAUGCGUUGCGCGUAAAAGUGGUCUGAACCAAUUUCGAAUAUAGCGGGACGUUUCUUUUUUUUUUUUUGUUUCUCUCGCGGGUGUUGCGCGUAAAUUAACUGUUGUUUUUUGAAAAAUAAAUAAAUUCUUUUUUAACUUGUGAAUGUGUAUAUUGUGAUAUUGUGAGUGCUUAUGUUUUAAUGUGGAGUUCAAUGAAGAUCCAAGUAAACGAGCUGAAACGCUAAAUUAUAGAAAAUGAUGCGUCUCUGCUAAGCGUGGACAACAACCAUUGCGUUUGGAAUUCAUUGUCAGUCUUCAGCAUGGCCAUCAAUCAGGGCAAAUAUAAACCAACGAUCUGUGCUAUCGAUGAGGUAGAUGAUCGCAGCUAUAAGCUUCACAAUAAUCAAGAUGACGACAUGUUGAGGAAUAAUAAACAACAACAACAACAGAAGCAACAACAACAAAUUGAGGGCAGUGAAACGGCACCAUUGACCACAAAUCAACAGAAGCUACAUAAGGACGAGACAGGUCUCAAUCGCAAAGAUUUGGAGGCUGGCAUUAGUAUGGGAACUGAUGGUGAAGGAGACGGAAGAGGUGGUGGUGGCGUCGGCGCCGGCGGUGGAGCAGCAGGUGGGGGUUUAAAGCAAACUUCAGCAAAUACACCAAACUCAACACAUCCAUCGGCCAAUGGACUGAGGGCCCUGCUGCUACCCGGACGUCGAUCAUUUGAUGCUCUGAUGAGCUUAUCGCGCAAGCGACGCAUCCUCUAUGUGACCACCGCCUGCCUGUGUGCCCUGCUCUUUGUCAUUAUCAUCAUGAUGCUGGCAUUUUGGCCAGAGGUUCCCUUCCAUAUGCGUGCUCCGCUCUGCCUAGAGCGUGAGUGUGUAGAGAGCUCACGUCAGCUCCUCUUGUGGGCCAAUACCACAAAGAGUCCCUGCCAUGAGACCUACGAUUGGGCUUGUGGCAAUUUCGCCAAAGAUUAUGGCCAGGGUGAUUAUUUUGUGAUCAAGCGUGGCGAAUGGAACUAUAAGACUUACAAUGAGUAUCAGGAACUCAAUGAACUGAAUCGUUUUAUUUCAAUGCUGCCAACAAAUGCCGCCGAGGGGUCCGUUGCCUAUUCAGUGGAAUCGACAAUUACUAGUCUAUAUCGUAGUUGUCGUGAAAUCGAUACCAUGGACAAAAGUCAAUCGGAAUUGCUGUUAAAACGAGCCAUUAAUUCUGUGGAUGGCUGGCAUGCUUUUAGCAAUAAUCGAUUACAACAUUGGGAAUAUAAACGGGCUCUGGUGCAUUUGCAGGCCAAAUAUGGCAUAUUUCCGUAUUAUCGUGUCAGUGUGGAGAACGGCUAUAACAGUCCGCACGAUUAUGUCAUUACCCUGGAUGAGGGGGAGAUUGGUAUGCCGGACAAGUAUUUCUAUAGCAGCGGCGCCGAUGAGGAAGUGGUGCGGGGCUAUAAACUUCUAUUGCGCGACUUUGCCAUCAAUAUGGGCAUUGUGUCACGUGAAGCGGAUCUCUUUGCUGAUGAUAUUUUCCACUAUGAGCGACGCAUUGUGACUCAUGUGGAGGGUGCCAAGGCCAGUGGAGAUCGUCAGCUGAAUAAACUAAUGCGUUUGGCCGAAUUGAAAAGUAUAGCGCCAUCGCUUCCCAUUAUUGAGUCGCUGCAGGCAAUAUUUCCCAAUACAAAAAUCACUGAAGACACCGAAGUUCUAGUGCGAGAUGUUGAGGUUUUCCAUGAAUUGUCCACUCUGCUUUCGACAUCUGAUAAGAAACCCAUUAAUAAUUUCAUCAUUUGGUCUCUGGUACGUCAAAUGCUGCCCCAUCUGUCGCGAGAAUAUCGAACUCUGGCCGAGCAUUUCGAUCAUGCGAUUUAUGGACGAACUGCGAGCUAUCCGCGCUGGUUAAUCUGCAGUAAAGUUGUCCGCGAUUGGCUACCCUUUGCUGUGGAUGCACUGCAACAGCAGCCGCCCAAGCAGCAGUUUGAGCUUAGAAAUGGAGGCGAAGGAGGAGGAGGAGGAGUAGUGGGGCUAAACAAAACACAGGGCAACGAAGAAUUUCUGCGCCUCAUGUUCUAUAGCCUGCGCAAUCAAUUGCAGGAUUCACUUGAGCAGGCCAGUUGGCUGGAGACUUCGGCCAAGCAGUUUCUCAAAAAGAAACUUAGCGAAAUGCGGCUACAAUAUGGCAUACCCAAUGAGAUAUUGUAUCAGCCCAAUUAUCUCAAGGACUACUACAAUGAACUCAUGCUGAACAAUUUGUAUUUUGUGGAGCAUUUGGAAUCGAUUUGGACAUUCCGCCGAUUGCGUAUGGAACAGAAGCUCAAACCCCUUGGCAUGGAGGAUGCCAUUGUUUCCGAAAUGUAUACAAGAAAUCAGCCGCAAGCCAUUGCGUACUCCAAUAAAUUGAAUAUGCUGCUCGUAUCCCCGAUAUUAGCUGGCUCCAAUUACUAUGACUAUCGAUAUCCAGUCGCCCUUAAUUUUGCUCGCAUUGGCUCGGACAUCUUGGAGACAUUGAUUGAGAAUUUCGCGACUUUCCUUCUUCAGUUCAAUGCCCAGAGUGCUGAUCUAAGCGAUGCAGUGCCAGAAAUAAGAUACGCUCAACCAGAUGUGAAUUGUUUGGCAGCCGGACAACCACCACACUUGUCCCAUGAACUGGCCGAAUUGUCGCCAAGUGCUUUAAAGAGUUUCCAUGUGACACUGAGUGCAGCAAGGACAGCAGCGCGAGCCUUAAGCUCAUUUGUGUCGGCCAUCGAUGCAGGCAGAGCCAUCCAGGGAGCCGGCAUCGAUCAGGCUGGCACCUAUGAGACAUUGGGUUUGACUAAGCGUCUUAGAGUGCCUGGACUGCGUUCCUACAAUGAGAAUGAACUGUUCACUUUGGCCUAUAUGCAACAGCAUUGUAGUACGGCCAUUGCGGAUAAGGAUUAUGCCAGAAUUAAGCCGCAUGUUGAGCAACAAUUGGCAGAGCGGUAUCUAUUUAAUGCCUCGUGGCAGCAUAUACAAUUCCUGCCGCACUCAACCAAUUGUGCCGCCUCUGAAGUGAGCUGCUCGAAUUUGCUCUAAGAAAGGAGCUUCUGGGAGCGUCCUUUUGCCUGGGAUACGAAUUAAUUCGAUUUUUGCUUGUUGCCACGUUGUACAAUUCCUUAAGACAUAUAUAUUUAUUGUACUUUUUUUACAUACACAAACACAUACACACACACACACCCACAUACGCACGCACACACUGAUAGACAGACAUACAUAUAUCUACACAAAGACACACUCGCGCACUAGUUACUCUAGAUUUAGAUUUGUAAGAAUUUAAUUUAAAUUACAGCAUAAAUAAUGCGUGUUUUUUUUUUAAUUCAAUGAAUGAAUGAAACCAGCCACUGUUGACAUCACUAACGGAUACCCUAUCCCAUUUCCCUUCUACUCUACACUCUCAAAGACACUCGGAGGAGCACAUUAAAUUUACUCUUUAAAGAAAUUGUACGAGUAGAUUAUAUACUUAUCAUGUAUACGCGCAUACCGAAUGUGUAGUAAGAAAAUGAAAUGAACGAACGAACGAUCUAUUUCAUAGUUUUCUAGUAUGUAAACUAAUUCUAAUAGUUAGUUGUAUAAGUUACAAUGUUACCUACAUGGACCCCCUUGUAUAAAAAUUUGAAUUUAAAUUGUAUUCCAUUGCUUCAGAACAAUUAUAAGAAUGACUUGCUAAUAUAUAUACCUAUACCUAUGAUAUAUGUAUAUAUAUAUAAAUACUUAACAUUCAAA